Diospyros lotus (date-plum) is the source of this 3966-nucleotide messenger RNA. RefSeq names its product protein ROOT PRIMORDIUM DEFECTIVE 1. The transcript is spliced from 3 exons. The record is from RefSeq and is a predicted model, not a curated record. Gene Ontology annotation, molecular function: RNA binding. The coding region runs from base 16 to 1242 and encodes 408 amino acids. Lineage: Eukaryota; Viridiplantae; Streptophyta; Magnoliopsida; Ericales; Ebenaceae.
CCUGAAUGUGCAUCAAUGGCGACCCACUUCGUCAAGAAAGUCGCCGCCAAAUUGCCCACGAAAGCUCCUCCAAUAGCCGCCGCCGCCGCCGCCGCCGCCUUCCGUUCCAAAACAACCUCGUCUCAGUACGUAGCCUCCAGAGCCAGAGACCCCACUUUCGAGAAGCUCAUGGACAAGUACAAGAACCUCCUCAAAGUGGUUGCCGUUCAAGACCUCAUCCUCGCUAGCCCCGCCAACCCACCCUCCGUGUCUCUCGACUUCCUCCGCCGCCUCUCCCAGAAGCUCCACCUCAACCGGGGUGCCCCCGCGUUUCUCCGCCGCUACCCCCACAUCUUCGACGUCUUCUACCACCCGUCGAAGUCCCAGCCCUUCUGCAGAUUAACGCCUGCCGCCGCCGAUAUUUCCCAGGAGGAAGCCGCCGCCAUCGCCGCCUCGUCGCGGGCGACCAUUGACCGGCUCGUGCGGAUUCUUUCCAUGUCGGCAUCCAAAUCGAUCCCUCUCCGAGCGAUCUUCAAGGUCUGGAGAGAGCUCGGGCUUCCCGACAACUUCGAGGAUUCGGUAAUUUCCCAAAACCCUAAUCUCUUUGAGCUCCGCGAAGGAAACGAAACCAAUACUCAUAUACUGAAACUCGUUGGUGAAAUUCCUAGCAGUAAUUUGUUAACUGCGGUCGAGAAUUGGAGAGUCAUGGAGUGUUGUAGAGAAGAUUCCGAGGUCGAUGGGUCUGAAAUUAGGUUUAGUUUCAAGCAUGGGUAUCCUCCGGGAAUGAGGCUGAGCAAGAAUUUUAGGGCAAAAGUGAAGGAAUGGCAGAGAUUUCCGUACAUUGGUCCGUACGAGGAGGCGGGGAAGAAGAAUUCGUCGAAGAGUGGAAGAAUGGGGUUGGAGAAACGCGCCGUGGGAAUAGUUCAUGAAUUCUUGAGUUUGACAGUGGAGAAGAUGGUGGAGGUGGAGAAGAUCAGCCAUUUCAGGAGUUGGUUUGGGAUUGAUUUGAACAUAAGGGAUUUGUUCUUGGAUCAUCCUGGGAUCUUUUACUUGUCCACGAAGGGGAAGAGGCACACUGUAUUCCUGAGAGAAGCUUAUGAGAAAGGGUGCUUGAUCAAGCCCAAUCCUGUGUACAACACGAGGAGGAAGCUUCUUGAUCUUGUUGUUCUAGGACGCCGUGGCUUGUUCAACUGUGAUUUGAAAUUGAGGGAUGCGGGUAGCAACCAGGAGCAGGGACGGAAAGAGGAGGAUAGAGAAGGAUGAAAGGCUUCUUAUGACGGGCUUGUUGAUCUUUUAUUGUUCAGAAUAGGGCUUUCCAAACAACUGGCCCCAAUCCCAGAUGAAGGAGAGAGGUUGCUUAAGUACCUGAGUGGUAGCCUAAAACUUAUUGGAUGAAACCACAUGAAUUUUACAUAGUGAGAUUAUUGCUUGAUAUGUUAUGGUAUUAAGGCAGUCCAAAAUACUAUUACAUGGUUUUAAGCUGUUUGUCCCGGCCCAGAUUUUUGGAGGUUCACUGGCAUACAGAAAAUGGAGAACAUUUCAUUAACCUAAUAAAUAUCUGCCACACCGUUUCACAAAGGUCGAAGAUUGAUUAUGCUUUUCAGGAGUUUCCUUUUAUUUGGAUAUUCAAGAAAAUGAUUGCUGAAGUUUUUAUGCUUUAUCUUUGACCGGGGCAAAUCAUAUUGGCAGUUGUACAGUUGUUUUGCAGGUCCGAGAAGAUUUCAGUUUGGUGGAGCCAGAUUCUAGAAGAUAAUCAUGCAAAAAUGGUGGAGAUUUGUUGGGUUUUUUGCAUGGAAGAUUAGCUCUAGAAGUUGAAGAGAAGAACCUGUUAGAAUGAAGAUAUUUUUCUGAUUGUAUUUUUUAUUCUAAGUUAGAUUAGAUAACUUAGUUAUUUUUAUUAUGAGGGGUAUGUUGGUCUUUUGUAGAGGCUAAGUUUUAAACCCUUGUAAUUGCCGCCUCCCUAUAGUCUAUAAAUAGGAGGCGAGUGCUAGCAGUCGGAUAAAUCAUACUAAAUCAUUCUGAUUGUUCUCUAGAUGCAAGUGAUGCUGUCAAGAUAGCGAGAGAGAGAGUGAAAGGCUUAGAGAUAAAAUUAGUCCUUGUAUUCUCUUGAGAGUGCAACGAACUUGUGUGAGGGAGAGUAAGGAAGUUCUUGUAUCUUGUUUCAACUGGUUUCUAGUGGAUUUAUUCUCGGAGAGAAGGUUGGAUGUAGGAUUGCUUUAAAGUAGUCCGAACCAGAAUAAAUCUGUGCUUCUUGGAUGGUUUGAUUGUUCUUAUCUUUCUUUUCCUUUCUGUUUUCAAUUGCUGUUAAAUAUAUUCUGUUGUUAUCUUGAUUUUCAGGUGAGGAGUGUAGAGAGAUUGGCAAAUAUAAGUCUUGAAUCAGUUUCUUAGAGCUCCUAAUCCUAACACAACUCAUCAUUUAGUCCUCUUAUGAAGCUAAAUACGAAAUACUCCUCAUUCAGGUAAGGAUUCUUGUUUAGCAUCCUAAACUUAAGCUCCUUGAAUUUUGCCUGAUAGCAUCGUCCCUUUUUGUCUUAGACAGUUGAAUUUUUGUACUACGUCCCAUCUUCCUCGCUCUCCAAACCUCUCCCUUUCUCACCCUGGACCAUCCUUGGAACCAUAUAUCCCCUACAUCAUGGAGAUAUGCCACAGCUAAGGCCACCCUCUGAUUAUCCGCCACACGAUGGGUCUCGAAUAAUUUCUCGCAUCGCCUUAACCACCACUGUGGUUUCACCCCUUUGAACACCGGUAGUUCCAAUUUAGGUACUGAAAAUCCAGUUUGAUGCGAGUUGAUUGGCACCUUCUGCCUUCUCUCCAGCGCUAAUUCUUCCAUCGUGGCCGGUUCUCUUUCUGACAUCGACAAUUCUACAUUACGGUGACUACCACCAAUUCUCGGUAGAAUUGGUUCCGAUCGUUCCCUUGGUGGAAAGUUGGGGGAGAUCCUCACUUGCGGUUGACCUGCAAACAUUCUCAUAAACUGUUGCAAUUGAUCGCGCAAUAGAUUUCCCUAAUCCCUUACUUCUUGCAUUUCUUCCCUUGGUUGCAUACGCGUAUCGCCCCUAAGCCUUUCUAUCAAUGCGUCUAACUUCCUAUCCACCAAUAAUUCGACCUUCUCUUCCAUCAAAUCCAUUCUGCCUUGCAUCUCGGCCACAAACGCCAAAACUUGCUGCAGUUGUGUCUCCAUCUGUCACAUCCUGGUACUGUCAGCCAUUGCUCGAUCAAUUUUGCAAGAGGGGCAGGAUCCUUGCUCUGAAACCAAUUUGUCAGAUUACAAGUCUAACAAUAGAAUUCUCGAGGAAUCGAGAAUGAGAAUUGGGAGAUAUUUGGGAGGAAAAGAGAGAUCAGAACAGAAAGGGAAAUUUAAAGGGAGAAUUGAGAGAGAAACUCAUUUCCAAUUUCAUUCAACACGAUUGGCUUUAGUGCCUGGAUCAAUUAUUUAUACUGAUCCGGCAACUUGGGUGCCAAAAACGGUUGGCCCGAAGCCAUGUGCGCUUACAACUUGGCUAUAACAUGCUGGAACAUUCUACCAGCUAUGCUUAUACUAAAAUUUAAUUACUAAUAGCCUAAUUACACAUUUAUUUAUGUCACUAGCUAGCUACCAUAACAAUCUUAUUGAGAUUCUAGAUCUUGGGAUUAUUGCCCUUACGCGGUCCCCCUUCGCUCUUGCUCUCGAUUUCAGUAGAAGAGGUAAAUCGCAGACGAGCCUUUGGCCCUUGCCUAGACCGAGUAUCGAACUCGUGACCUAUUGGUACUAAUCCUAGUAUAUCAUUUGCCUGCCACUCAACCUAUGCCUUUGGGGCGAGAUUCUAGAUCUUGGAAUUACCGCCCUUGCGAGAUUCUAGAUCUUUAUCAUAUGGCAAAUGGUUGAAGUGACAUCCAAAUGUUCCUUUCCAUUUGCUGCAGUAUUUGGUAGUUCAUAAAUUCACUUUCUGUCCCUAAUAAAUUAAAUUUAUACAUUAAGAUUUUCACUAUUUCUGUUUCUUCUUUCCC